Messenger RNA from Aricia agestis (brown argus), 1844 nucleotides. RefSeq lists its product as uncharacterized. Bases 251 to 1222 code for a protein of 323 amino acids. The record is from RefSeq and is a predicted model, not a curated record. NCBI's taxonomy places the organism in Eukaryota, Metazoa, Arthropoda, Insecta, Lepidoptera, Lycaenidae. The transcript is spliced from 2 exons.
UAUUACUCGCGUCCGUAGGAUUUACCAUCUAUUCCUAGACCCACCCUACACGUGCCCCCUGGGUGGUGCCAAACGAGUAACAACAACAACGCCGAGCUACAGGCGGCGGUUAAGUUACCUGUCCCAUUGGUGUUCACACGCCAGGAGGAAUUAAAUACCCUCCGAAAGAGUGAUGCUAGAGCCCGGGAAACCUUAGCCACAUAUAAGACCCUAGGGGAAAAUAACCCCAAAUAAAAAAUUAAUUAUAGCCAUGGCUGCAGAACGUAAAGAAACAUUACCCCAUGAGGGUACCAGUAAUUCUGGAGAAUCCCUCCCUGAGUUAAACUCAGGCUGCUCCCAUCGUAUUCUGGGGGGGAGCAAUGUUAUGCAACCACUGGAGUUCGAAGAAACAAGAAGAGUUACUGAAGAAAGAAGAGCCAAUGAAGAAGACAAAAGAAAACCAGAAGAUAGAAGACCAAAUGAAGAAGAAAAUAGUAUUAAAAUCAAAAAAUACGCGAGAACCACUUACGUCCAACAAACUUUCCACAAAAGUAUGUUCUUAAAAACAAGGCCAAACCCAAGAAUUGAGUCACCUAACAGGCAGGAUAAUACUCUGCAUUGCCUAACACCUGACAUGUCCCCUGAUAAGGAUACAGAGACUAGAACACCUUCUAACCCCCCUGAUUGGCAAAGAAUACCUGUUGCAAGAAGCAACAAACGGAAAAAGCUGUCACAAACUCCAUCUCCAGAGGGUAUAGCCACUAGAAAUAGUUUUAGUAACUUACCAAUUGAUGAAACUGAAUCGCAUAAUAUAGCACAAGAAAAGCGCGUCAGCAAACCACCACCAAUAAUCUUGUAUGGAAUUGAUGACGUUAACAAACUGACUCAGCUACUUGAAUCUGUCGCUGACAAAAACUGUUUUAGCUUUAAAAUAGUAAAUAGAAACCAACUCCGAAUCAGCUGUAAAGACGUCGAAACAUAUAAACACAUAAUAACAACUGUUAGAAGCAAUGGACUAAUUGGUCAUACCUUUAACAUCAAAGAUCAACGUCUAUAUCGAUUGGUAAUCAAAAACUUACACUAUACAACCCCACACACGGAAAUAAUACAGGAAAUUGAAAAUACUGGUAACAAAGUCUAUGGCGAGAUAAUUAACGCAAAAUAUGGGUCAGACAAAAAACCUACAUCAACCUUCUUUGUUAAUAUUGUUCCGGGUCCCAAUAACAAGGAAUCAAAAAUAUAAGUUACAUUUAUCCCAAGUCUGUCACUAUUAAAGAUCCCAAAAAGAGAACAACAGUUCCACAAUGUCAGAGAUGCCAACAAUACGGCCACUCAAAGAAUUAUUGUAUGCGUCCUUACCGUUGUGUAAAGUGUGCACAAGGCCAUAAAACAUCUGAAUGUCUAAAAAAAGAUCGAAACACCCCAGCACUAUGUGCUCUAUGUCAAGGAGCCCACCCUGCUAAUUACAAGGGUUGCGAAGUGUACCGUGAAAUAUUGGCAAGAAAAGUGACAAAGAAGAUUUCCACCCAACAGAAGAUACCCGUACAAACAGAUACUGUCCAAGAGCCGCCAAUCCAGCCAAAACAAACAAAUGUAACUUACUCAGAUAAAGUAAAAUACAAACAAGAAGAUCCCACAGCUAAGGACACCACAAUUUUAAAACUAGAAAAACUAAUACUACAGCAAUCGGAGAAGUUCGAAAUAAUCUUACAACAGAUGAGCACCCUUAUAGGACUCAUAACAACUCUUGUCACCAAAAUGAAAAAAUGACUGCGUUCAGACUGGCGACAUGGAAUAUUAAUGGCUUAGCACCAAACAAACAUGAACUAGAGGCACUGAUAUAAUUAAUCACAAAUUAGACGCUG